Staurois parvus is the source of this 462-nucleotide messenger RNA. Lineage: Eukaryota; Metazoa; Chordata; Amphibia; Anura; Ranidae. The record is from the annotation of a GenBank genome assembly.
UCCCCAAAGGUCAGCAGUCAUCUCCUGUACUGUCCGCAGUCUCUGGUCAUCUCCUCUGCUGUCCGCAGUCUCUGGUCAUCUCUUGUACUAUGUCCACAGUCUCUGGUAAUCUCCUGUGCUGUCCGCAGUCUCUGGUCAUCUCUUGUACUGUGUCUGCAGUCUCUGGUCAUCUCCUGUACUAUGUCCGCAGUCUCUGGUCAUCUCCUGUAAUGUGUCCGCAGUCUCUGGUCAUCUCCUGUACUGUGUCCGCAGUCUCUGGUCAUCUCCUAAACUAUGUCUGCAGUUUCUGGUCAUCUCCUGUUCUAUGUCCGCAGUCUCUGGUAAUCUCCUUUACUGUCUGCAGUCUCUGGUAAUCUCCUUUACUGUCUGCAGUCUCUGGUCAUCCCCUGCACUGUCUGCAGUCUCUGGUCAUCUGUACUAUGUCCACAGUUUCUGGUCAUUCCCUGUACUAUGUCCGCAGUC